AUGGGUGAAUUAAUUGUGUUGGAAGACGAUGUUUUGGAACUGGACCGAUACAGGAGAGUCCGAUUGCUAAUGGAUGUGACAAAACCAUUGAGACGAUUUCAAAAAAUCAUUGACAAAAACAAGAAGGAGGUGACUAUUGAAUUUGCAUAUGAACGGUUACCGUUCUUCUGCUUUGCUUGUGGCAUAAUGGGACACACUAAGAAGGAUUGUUCCAAUGUGACUAAAGAUGAUAAGGAAAAAGGCUUAGGGACGAAUGAAAAUUAUCAGAAUUCCGAGAAGGAGAGGAAUGCAAAUAGUGAGCAGAGUGAAGGUUUACUUCUUGAUAAUGUGGGGCAUAAUGAUGUAAUAGGGGUGGAGAGUGGGCUGAAAAUGAAUGCAGAGAUAGAGUGCUCUCUGUUUGACAAAAAUGUGAGUAAUGUGACCACUUUUGUGUUGGGACCAAAAGACACUGGAGAGAGUAAUAAAUUGGGCAAAAAAGUGAGGAGGGUGGAUAAGAAGAAAGCACUGGAAAAAGAUGGUGAGGAAGGGCCCUACUAA
Chenopodium quinoa (quinoa) is the source of this 537-nucleotide messenger RNA. RefSeq lists its product as uncharacterized. Gene Ontology annotation, molecular function: nucleic acid binding; zinc ion binding. The record is from RefSeq and is a predicted model, not a curated record. NCBI's taxonomy places the organism in Eukaryota, Viridiplantae, Streptophyta, Magnoliopsida, Caryophyllales, Amaranthaceae. The transcript is spliced from 2 exons. The coding region runs from base 1 to 537 and encodes 178 amino acids.